This is a messenger RNA of Lacerta agilis (Sand lizard), 3933 nucleotides long. It is a transcript of the gene SETDB1, whose product is annotated as SET domain bifurcated histone lysine methyltransferase 1. The coding region runs from base 133 to 3891 and encodes 1252 amino acids. Gene Ontology annotation, biological process: heterochromatin organization; negative regulation of gene expression. Gene Ontology annotation, cellular component: nucleus. The record is from RefSeq and is a predicted model, not a curated record. Lineage: Eukaryota; Metazoa; Chordata; Lepidosauria; Squamata; Lacertidae. The transcript has 22 exons. Gene Ontology annotation, molecular function: DNA binding; zinc ion binding; protein binding.
CCGGAAGCACGUGGACGGGGCUUCCGGUCCUUCCUAAAGUGCCCUCUCCUAAAGGCUGAGUUGGUUCCAAGGAAAAUAAUUCUCCCCCCUUUUCUUUGGCCCCCUCAAGGGGGGAGGGGGAGAGUUUCUGCCAUGAUGGCAGAGUCCCCAGAGAUGGAGCUGCAGCGAGAGGUGUUGGAGGAGCUAGGGAUCUCCUUGGAGGAUCUCAAGCAGCUGAUUGACGAGGAGCUGGAGAAGUCGGAGCGCAUAGCGCAGCGGAAGAAGCAACUGGAGGAAUUGUCGGAGUGCUUGAAGCAGAAGGAGGAUGAAGUGGCCCGUGUGGACGUUCUCCUUGACAAUGCUGUGAAGGCUGUGGAUGAAUGUGAAGUUCUAGUCAAGGACAUAUAUGCCAACCUGGGCCUGGAGUACCUGGAGACUGACUCGGAGGAAGAGGAUGCUGCAUCCAAGCCCAUGGAAGUGAUCGAGAUACCUGAUGAGGACGACGACGACGUCAUGAGCAUCGAUUCAGCAGAUGCAAGUAACAAAAUGGCGAAGGAUCAGAAGUUGCUUCGGGAAGCCAUGGCUGCCAUGAGGAAGUCUGCGCAGGAUGUUCAGAAAUUCAUGGACGCUGUGAACAAAAAGGACGGCCUGGAUUCCUACAGGGGAUCCCAGCAGGUGAGUCCUGACUGCGAGCUCACCCACGACGGAGACCUGUCGGUCGGAGACCGCGUCCUGGGGAAGAAGCGGACAAAGACCUGGCACAAGGGCACCCUGAUCGCCAUCCAGACUGUGGGCCCUGGGAAGAAGUACAAGGUGAAGUUUGACAACAAAGGGAAGAGCCUCCUCUCGGGGAACCACAUUGCCUACGACUACCAUCCUUCGGCCGACAAGCUCCAUGUCGGGAGCCGGGUGGUGGCUAAGUACAAGGACGGCAACCAGAUGUGGCUCUACGCCGGGAUCGUGGCCGAGACGCCCAACGUCAAGAACAAGAUGAGGUUCCUCAUCUUCUUCGAUGAUGGUUACGCCUCCUACGUCGUCCAGCCAGAGCUCUACCUGAUCUGCCGGCCUCUCAAGAAGUCGUGGGAGGACAUAGAAGACAUCUCGUGCCGGGAUUUCAUUGAGGAGUACAUCACGGCGUACCCGAACCGGCCGAUGGUCUUGCUCAAGAGCGGCCAGCUGAUCAAAACCGAGUGGGAGGGGACCUGGUGGAAGUCCCGCGUGGAGGAGGUGGACGGGAGCCUGGUGAAAAUCCUCUUCCUGGUAGGAUCCGCUAAGGACGACAAGCGCUGUGAAUGGAUCUACCGGGGAUCCACCCGCCUGGAGCCGAUGUUCAGCAUGAAGACCUCCAACGCUUCCACCCUGGAGAAAAAGCUAGGAGGGCAAAUGAGGACCCGCCCGAACGUCGGGGCUGUCCGGAGCAAAGGGCCGGUCGUCCAGUACACACACGACUUAACGGGGACCAGCUCACAGUUCAAGCCCGUGGAACCUCCUCCGCCAAUGCCUGUCGUGAUUUCCCAGCCGGUUUCGCCCCAGUUCAUUGACGUGGAAAGCCUCGAGAGCCAGCUUGCUCAGGCCAAGAAGCAGCAGGUGGCGAAGAAGAGCACUUCAUUCUUGCGUCCCGGUUCGGUGGGGUCAGGGCCACCCUCCCCGACCUCCCCCAUCCUGAGCGAAACGCCUCCCGUGGGCAAGGCGGGUGUGGCCCAGCAGUUCCGGUUCUCGGGUGCCCAGCCCUCCACCAGCCCCACCCCGCAGUUCUACGGCAUGAUGGACCGGGUGCCCAGCGACCCCACCUACCGGGCGCCUGUGGAGAAGCUCUUCUACCUGCCCCACGUCUGCAACUACACCUGCCUCUCCCGGAUGCGGCCCUUCCAGACCGACCAGCACCGCAGCCGGAACCCCCUCCUCGUCCCGCUGCUGUACGACUUCCGCCGCAUGACGGCCCGCCGGCGGAUCAACCGCAAGACGGGCUUCCACGUCAUCUACAAGACGCCGUGCGGCCUGUGCCUGCGCAGCAUGGCGGAGGUGGAGCGCUACCUUUUCGAGACGAACUGCGACUUCCUCUUCCUGGAGAUGUUCUGCCUGGACCCCUACGUCCUGGUGGACCGCAAGUUCCAGCCCUACAAGCCCUUCUACUACAUCGCCGACAUCACCAACGGCAAGGAGGACGUCCCCCUCUCCUGCGUCAACGAGAUCGACAACACCGCCCCGCCCCAGGUGGCCUACAGCAAGGAGCGCAUCCCCGGGAAGGGCGUCUACAUCAACACCAGCGCCGAUUUCCUGGUGGGCUGCGACUGCGAGGACGGGUGCCGGGAUAAGUCCAAAUGCGCUUGCCACCAGCUCACGAUCCAAGCGACUGCCUGCACCCCGGGGGGCCAGACCAACCCGAACGCCGGCUUCCAGUACAAGAGACUGGAAGAGUGCCUCCCCACAGGCGUCUACGAGUGCAACAAGCGCUGCAGGUGCAAUUGGAACAUGUGCACGAACCGCCUGGUGCAACACGGCCUGCAAGUCCGGCUGCAGCUCUUCAAGACGCAGAACAAGGGCUGGGGCAUCCGCUGCCUGGACGACAUCGCCAGGGGCUCCUUCGUCUGCAUCUACGCAGGGAAAAUCCUGACGGAUGACUUUGCCGACAAGGAGGGCCUGGAGAUGGGCGACGAGUACUUUGCCAACCUGGACCACAUUGAGAGCGUGGAGAACUCCAAGGAGGGCUACGAGAGCGAGGCCAAGUGCUCCUCAGACAGCAGCGGCGUGAACCUGAAGGACGACGAGGACGAGAACUCGGGCUCGGAGGAGCAGGAAGAGUCCAACGAGGAGAGCUCGGACGACAACUUCUGCAAAGACGAGGACUUCAGCACCAGCUCGGUCUGGCGCAGCUACGCCACCCGGCGGCAGACGCGGGGCCAGCGGGAGAACGGCCUCUCCGAGACGGCUUCCAAGGACUCGGGCCUGGCCCGGCAGGCCAGCCACGAAGAGGCCGCCCACUGCAAGCCCCCCAUCUCGGAGGAGACCUCCAAACACAAGGUGGCCUCGUGGCUCAGCUCCAACACCAUGCCCGACGGCUUCCAGGACAACGACAGCCGCUCCUCGUUUCGCGCGCACGAGGCGAAGGCCGCAAAGGCCGAGCCCCCGGACGGCGAGAAGGUGGCGCAGGGAGGCCGGGAGGAUUUGGGGCCGGAGGUGAAGAAGAAAGAGGAACCCGAAGACCACAGCAAACCUCCCUUGGUGCCCAGCACGGGCAGGUUGUACGGUUACAAUCCAAACCCACCGUUACCCGAAGGAGUCCGGAGGCCAGUCAGCAAGACGGCCUUGCUUCAGAGCCGGAGGCACACAGAGUCCCAUCAGGAUGUGCUGAUGCUCUCCAGCAGCACGGAGAGCGAGGGCGACAACGGGCGCGGCACCUCGAGGCAAGCGCAGGGCAACGACAGCGACGACAUCCAGACCAUCUCCUCCGGGUCGGAAGAGGAGCCGGGGCCGGACGGCAAGAAGAGCUCUUCGAGACUGGGACCAGUGAAAAGGCAGGUGGCCGUCAAGUCCACCCGCGGCUUCGCCCUGAAGUCAACCCACGGCAUUGCCAUCAAGUCGACCAACCUUGCAUCCGGGGAGAACAUGCCCAUCCGGAGGAACACGCGGCAGUUCUAUGACGGAGAGGAGUCCUGUUACAUCAUCGACGCCAAACUCGAAGGCAACUUGGGCCGCUUCCUCAAUCAUAGCUGCAGUCCCAACCUCUUCGUCCAGAACGUCUUUGUGGACACCCACGAUCUCCGUUUCCCAUGGGUGGCCUUCUUCGCCAGCAAGAGGAUCAGAGCCGGCACCGAACUUACCUGGGACUAUAACUACGAAGUUGGCAGCGUGGAGGGCAAGGAACUUCUGUGCUGUUGUGGUGCGAUAGAAUGCCGUGGACGUUUGUUGUAAGAUUUCUUUCUCCCGCUGCUCACCCUUUUUUUAGGCAGGGGG